This is a messenger RNA of Populus nigra (black poplar), 3920 nucleotides long. Its product is annotated as receptor-like serine/threonine-protein kinase NCRK. Lineage: Eukaryota; Viridiplantae; Streptophyta; Magnoliopsida; Malpighiales; Salicaceae. The transcript has 12 exons. The record is from RefSeq and is a predicted model, not a curated record. Gene Ontology annotation, biological process: protein phosphorylation. The coding region runs from base 593 to 2482 and encodes 629 amino acids. Gene Ontology annotation, molecular function: protein kinase activity; ATP binding.
CAUUAGUUGGCUGAGGGAGGUAUCUCUGGGUUGCCUCAGCUCUGAAAGAGGGUCAUGUCCUCACUAAGUGCUUGUGCUAUGUAUUUGAUGUAAACUAACUGCACCAGGGCUCCCCUUUUAGUGAAUGGUCUACCUGCCGUCAUUUCUAUGGACACUUUUGCUUUUAAGGGCUAUCUAUUCUUGCGUUUCACCAUCUUGCUAGAUGUUACUCUUAAAACUGUAGAUGACCGACUAAUAAUUUCCGUGGAGCAUUUAUCAUUAAAUUGUGUCGUUAGUGCCAUAAUUAAGUGCAACAAUCUAGCAUAGUGUUUCUAUUUCUUGCUUCAAUAAUUUGCCUAGUGUGUUGAAAAUCAUUGGAAGCAAAGUGUUUGUUGGCCAACCAUGAAUCUACCAAUUUCUAACUACCAGUUUCUAGAAUUGUUGGUGCCAGUACGCAAUAUUACAUUGAGAACCCAGUGUCUGUAUUGAUGUCCAGAUCAUCUUGGAACGUGUGAAUUUGUAGGGAUAAUUUGAUAUAAAGCAUGCAAUUUUUCCAUAGAUUGGAUUCCUUAUGAUUGACGAAGUUGGAUGAGCAAAUGAAGUGUUUGAAUAGAUGAAGCUUCAGCUGAAAGUUGUUCUUGCCGUUCUCAUUGGCUUAAUCUGGAUCCAGCAAGGUUUUUCUGAUGAACUUUCAGCUGAAUCAGGCAUCAACAAAUGGACAUGUACAUGUUCAGCAUCAUAUCAAGGAAAUCAGAGCUAUAUUAAAUCUAAUUGUUCUACAUCCUGUGAUUGCAGUCCGGAUGGUGGACAAAGUGGAGGUAUGUGGACAUGUACAUGUUCUUCCGAUGGGUUACCAAAAGUUGCCACUGGCAUUCAAGAUACUACCUGUUUUACAGCCUGCAACUGCACUUCUGGUUCUCUUACUGAUGUUCAAGAUACAAGAAAACAUUUUUCCAGCAAGAUAGUUUUGGUCAUCCUACUAUUAUGUGUCAUACUCACAACUCUUGCAUUUCUUGCUUCAAUAACAUGCUAUAUCUACCGAAAGGACAAGUGCCUUAUCCAGUCACCAGUAUUCUUGUCAGACAGGGAAAGGAGUUGCAAUAGUGCUACUAACUUAAUUAGUCACAGAGCAUCUUCAGUGUCAGAAACUAAAAUCAGGGUUGAUUCCCCCAUUAAUCCUAUAUCAGGGUGUUUUCGCAAGGCUUCUUUCUUGUGUAGGAGCAAAACAGAGAUUAUACAUGGAAAUUUAAUCCUUUUCACGUACUCUGAGUUGGAACAUGCAACCAAUAAGUUCUCCCAUUCUAAUCUAAUUGGACUUGGAGGAAGUAGUUAUGUAUAUCGUGGUCAGCUCAAGGACGGUAGGACUGUGGCAGUUAAGCGGCUGAAAGCUCAAGGUGGUCCUGAUGCAGACUUCCUUUUUUCAACAGAGGUUGAGCUGUUAGCGAAGCUCCAUCACUGUCAUGUUGUGCCUUUGCUUGGCUACUGCUCGAAGUUCCAAGGGAAAUUUUCUGAGAGGUUGCUGGUAUUUGAAUACAUGCCUAAUGGUAACCUGAGGGACUGUCUGGAUGGGGUUUUAGGGGAAAAAAUGAACUGGCAAACUCGUGUUACUAUUGCAAUAGGAGCUGCAAGGGGUUUAGAAUAUCUUCAUGAAUCAGCUGCUCCAAGAAUUUUGCACAGAGAUGUCAAAUCAACCAAUAUUCUUAUGGAUGAAAACUGGAGGGCAAAAAUUACUGAUCUUGGUAUGGCUAAACGUUUAAGAGGUGAUGGAGUUCCCAGCAGUCCCAGUUCUCCUGCAAGAAUGCAGGGCACAUUUGGCUAUUUCGCACCAGAGUAUGCAAUGAUUGGAAGAGCCUCUCUUAUGUCAGAUGUUUUCAGUUUUGGGGUAGUUCUUCUUGAACUUAUCACUGGUCGGCAACCAAUCCAUAAAUCAACCAACAAAGGAGAAGAAAGCCUUGUCUUAUGGGCUACUCCUCUUCUCCAGGAUAGUGGGCUAGUAUUACUAGAGUUGCCUGAUCCACGCUUGAAAGGGAAUUUCCCAGAAGAAGAGUUGCAAAUAAUGGCUUACCUGGCAAAGGAGUGCCUGCUGUUGGAUCCUGAUGCUCGGCCAAGCAUGGGUGAGGUGGUACAAAUCCUCUCAACUAUAGCACCAGAAAAAUCCAAAAGGAGAAACAUUCCUGUGAAUCUUUUUCAGAUGUCUUCAAUCCAGAGAAUGAAAACUGAGCUAUUCAAAGAAAAACCCGACAGUCGAGCUGAAGGUCCUGUUGAUGCAGAGGAAGUACUGAAGCCAGACAGGUCAAUUCAACAGUCAGCUUUAGAUGUAGAACAUGACCUUUUUGUUGGAAGCAACAAUGUAGGGGCAGAUAAUAAUUCAAUCAAGUAUAUGGAGAGGUUAAUCCUUUUGACUUCAAAAGCUCAGAGUUUGCGUUCCUCGGAUGAUGAGGCCGUGGACUUAACUGAGCCUCGGCUAGAAUCAUUCUGCAUGGCUAAUGUUAAAUCUCCAUGAAAAAGCUGCUCCCUAUGAAGGCAAAAAAUAUUUUUUUCAGGUACUUUGCAGGUUGGCAGUACAACUUUUGGUUUCUUACAUAGAGAAGAAUGCAAGUUUUUGGUCAUUUCUUUAUUGAUUUGUAUUUAAUUGUUCAUGUACAGAAAAAUUUAUAGAAAACUCCUUUUUUUGGUAAUAUGAUAUGGCUUCACGGUUCAUCUUACAAAGAAGUUGAUUUAGUUUUUUGUAUGAGAAACAGUGCUCAGGUACAUAUGUGAUACGUCAAAUUCGUUUGCUGGUGAAAUGCUUUAAAUAAGGAAAAAAACCAAGAAAGAAAAACAUAGUGUGGCAAAUUCUGAUAGAAAGCAAGCUUUCAAGUUAGGGCUUGCCAAGAUGUUCAAGCUCAAGUUUGAGUUCUCCUGAUUCUGAUUAAAAACCUUUCUUUUUAAUCAAGUACAACAACUUCGUAGAUAGAUUAUUUCCAGUCAUGACAGUUUGAGAAAUAGGAGUGGUCAUACUUAAUUUUUUUUUGUACCAAAUACAAAUCUUUCUUCGGUGGGCUAUAGGUGACAAAAUAAUUUCUAUCACAAGAUCUUUAAAAAUCUUUAGCUUUUAUCCCAAUGAAUUUCUUGAGUUUGGAAGUUGAAUUGUCGGCACCCUUCAUGACUACGUUUUUUUUUUUCUUGAAUCAAAUUCAAUAUCAAAUAUUAUAUUGCCAUGGAAGCAACUUGGUUCUGUAAUGUGUUUUUUGGUGUAUAUUUUGGUAAGUCAAGUCUCAGUAGGUGUCCAUGUGCAGUGGUAGCCAUGUUGAGCACUUGAGUUGUUCAAGUGUUAAUAAUUAGUUGGGUCGUCCAUUUUUGCAAUUCUAUUGCCUAACUUUGAAUGGUAGUUGAAGGAGUGACCUGAAGAAAGGAUGUUGCAUAAUGUUCUACCAAUUAAUAUCUACCAUUUAACUUCCACAAAGAGAGGAUACCAGCUAAUACCUCAGUAGUUGAAGUAUUGUCCCUCGUCUUAACUCACCAAUGGAUCCUCCUCCACCACCACCACCACCACCAUCUACUGUUCCAUUGCUUGGUCCACCACACCAUGAAGGAGGAUGCUUGGAUUCAUGUUUAUGGUUUCUGUGCUGCUGCGGCCUUUUCUCAUGCUGCUGCCCUCCACUGUUUGAGCCUGUGCCACCUCCCCCCUAAAGCUGCAUUUCUUUAGUUAUACUUGGUUCGUGAGAAGAAACUAGAAAACAUAGUUCAUUGACACUUUAUCUUCUGAUUUUUGGCCCAAAACUGUUGUGAUAACUUUAUUUUCUUUUGUAUCGCUUUUUUGUUUGUUUGUUUUGGUUUUAUGUGAUUCUCUGGCUAUGUUUAGCUGAUGAAUGUUGAGUUGCAACUCUGCCUGUAACAUAGCUUCUCCAAUUUGUGCUUUUUAGAGUUGGUGUGAAUCAUAUUUAUUGAGUUAAUUAUAA